Dendronephthya gigantea is the source of this 1331-nucleotide messenger RNA. RefSeq names its product zinc transporter ZIP11-like. Gene Ontology annotation, biological process: zinc ion transmembrane transport. NCBI's taxonomy places the organism in Eukaryota, Metazoa, Cnidaria, Anthozoa, Malacalcyonacea, Nephtheidae. Bases 71 to 1072 code for a protein of 333 amino acids. The transcript has 9 exons. Gene Ontology annotation, cellular component: membrane. The record is from RefSeq and is a predicted model, not a curated record. Gene Ontology annotation, molecular function: zinc ion transmembrane transporter activity.
UCAAAGUGGAGUCAGUUUGGAUUUUGGAAGGAUAAAUAUUUUGAAGAAACUUUAUAUAACUUUGUAGAAAAUGAUCGCUGGUUAUAAUGCUGUAGUUCAAACAUUUUUAGGAACUUUAUUAACGUGGGGAUUAACAGCUGCCGGUGCUGCUUUGGUUUUUGUUUUUGAUGGCAAACAGCGGAAAGUCCUGGAUGGUAGUCUUGGAUUUGCCGCCGGGGUUAUGACGGCUGCUUCGUAUUGGUCAUUACUUGCCCCAGCCAUAGAAAUGGCCUCACAGUCUAAUAUGUAUGGUGAAGAUGGCCAAUAUGCGUUUGUUCCUGUGGCAAUUGGUUUCUUAAUGGGAGCUGCAUUUGUUUAUUAUGCUGAUGUUUUUUUGACAUAUCUGGGUUAUGACUCUGGUGAUGUGAGCGAUUUUUUCCUAUCUGGUCAAAAGGAAGAGAAAAAUGGCUUUGACAAUGGCAGCGUAGUAAAUGGUAGAUCUACGUCAAGGAAAAAACAUGAUGAUACGUCAAUAAACAUUGUUCAAAGAAGAAAAAAAACAAAUUCGGAGGAUGACGUAGUUGGGAAUACCGACAGUAAAUUGCCCGAACAAGAGGACAAUAUCAAAGCAAAUUGGAAGAAAAUAUUUCUGCUCAUAGUUGCUAUAACUGUCCAUAAUAUUCCAGAGGGUCUUGCUGUUGGUGUUGGUUUUGGUGCAAUUGGAAAGAGUCCAUCAGCUACUUUGGAAAAUGCAAGGAAUUUAGCAAUUGGUAUUGGUAUACAGAAUUUCCCAGAAGGACUUGCAGUAAGCUUACCAUUAAUGGGCUCUGGUCUUUCACCAUUAAAGAGUUUCUGGUAUGGUCAACUCAGUGGUAUGGUAGAACCACUGGCUGGUAUAUUUGGUGCAUUCGCUGUGGUGCUUGCCGAACCGAUUUUGCCAUAUGCCCUGGCGUUUGCUGCAGGAGCUAUGAUUUUUGUCGUUGUCGAUGAUAUUGUACCUGAAGCUCAAACAAGUGGCAAUGGUCGUUUAGCAUCGUGGUUUACGAUUCUCGGCUUUAUUGUUAUGAUGUCGUUGGAUGUCGGUCUUGGGUAAUGAAUAAACCAUACUAAAAAGAGAAUAAAAAGAAACCUGGUACAAUUGCUGAUAACUGUAGGACUUGACACACGAAACGGCCGUUACCUGGGACAAUAAAUAUCCAAGCUACGACUUUCAAAUUUACUGAAACAAGUUAAAAAAACAACUUCGGAAUGCAAUGCAAACAGUUAGCCAGGUUUAAAUAGAAUAAAUAUGAGUCAUUGUGUACGUACAUCAAUCGCUUUGAUUAAAUCAAAUAUUUAUAAAUAUAAAUAUG